GUGGAUGUGUGUGUGCGUGUCUGGUGUUUUGGCGCCCGGAAGGAAAUGUAAUGUGUUUGGAAGCUAAGACACAAGAAUGCCAAUACAGGCGCCCCAAUGGACAGAGUUUCUCAGCUGUCCCGUUUGCUGCAACGAGUUUGCAGCGAAUUUACGCCCACCGAUCAGUCUAGGAUGCGGUCACACCAUCUGUCGCACCUGUCUCGCCACACUCCACCACAGGCAGUGCCCGUUCGAUCAGACUGUUAUAUCGACUGAUUUAGAUUAUCUACCGAUAAAUAAUGCAUUACUGCAGUUGGUCAGUGCACCGGGUGCCACGUCCUCGCCGGCGUAUGGCACAAAGGGUGGAGGAGGAGGGGAUGGAACGAGCAACACUAACAGCAAUGGUGGCAGUUCAUCGCCAGGAGGAGGAAGCUCGCAAGGCGCUGUUUGUGGAAGCAAUAGCAGCACUAGCAGCGCAAGUAGUAGUACCAGCAGUAGUAGCAGCAGCAGCAGCAGCAGUAGUAGCAGCAGCAGCAGCAGCAGCGGUGGUAGUGCCGGCAACAGUACCAACGCCAGCCACGACUCAACUUCUUCCUCCGGUAGUAUAAAUCCUUCGCCAACUGCCAAUGUUUCCAAUGCUUCCGCCGGCAUUACCGAUCCGGACCUCAACUCGACGAGCGUGCAGAGUCUCAGUCCAGAGAAUCUGCAAUACUACAAAACGGCCAAGGCAUGUAUCGAGGAGCUGGCGCUCUACCUUAAACCGUGUCCACCGCCUGGUAGCACAUCGGUGGCAGCGGGUGGUGGUGGGGCUAGCAACAGCAUCGUCAGCUCGUCUGGCCCGUCCGGUGCAAGCCUGCUGUCACGGCAGAUGCAACGAAAACUGGUGAUACUGGUCAACUGUCAGCUGAUCGAAGAUGAGGGCAGGGCACGGUCGCUCCGUGCCGCACGCUCGCUAGGCGAGCGCACGGUCAUGGAGCUGAUCCUACACCAUCAGAAUCCGCAGCAGUUGAGCACAAACCUGUGGGCAGCAGUGAGGGCACGCGGUUGCCAAUUUCUCGGCCCGGCCAUGCAGGAGGAGGUGCUGAAGCUAGUGCUACUGGCCCUGGAGGAUGGAUCGGCCCUAUCACGCAAGGUGCUGGUGAUGUUUGUGGUGCAGCGUCUUGAGCCACACUUUUCGCAAGCAUCGAAAACGAGCAUCGGACAUGUGGUGCAGCUGCUGUACCGUGCGAGCUGUUUCAAGGUAUCGAAACGGGAAGGUGACUCCUCGCUGAUGCAACUCAAGGAGGAGUUUCGGACGUACGAAGCGUUACGGCGCGAACAUGAUGCGCAGAUCGUGCAGAUCGCAACGGAAGCAGGUUUACGGAUCGCACCGGAUCAGUGGUCCUCGCUGCUGUACGGUGACACGGCGCACAAGUCUCAUAUGCAGAGCAUCAACGACAAGCUGCAGACGCCCCAGUCGUUCGUGCAGUCGGUGCAAGAACUGAUUAUAGCCCUACAACGCACCGGCGAUCCGGCCAAUCUGUCCGGCUUGCGCGUACAAUUGAAGCAUUUGGCGGCGAUCGACUGGAACAGCGAGAAUCACGUGCCCAGUUGGGCAGAAUGUGCCGCCGCUCUGCAAGCGGUAAAACGUGUCGUCGCGGGAUUGGUGGAUUUUGUGCAGCAUCAUGGCAAUCGAAAACUGCAGGAGGCUGGCCAUCUGGCACACAAUCGAAACUACAAGAUCAGCUUGUGCCGGGACCUAAACAAUCGGGGCACUUGUCCACGCGGACCGAACUGCACCUUCGCGCACUCGGACGAAGAGCUGGAGAAGUAUCGGACAAAGUUGCGAAAGAGUCACGGGAGCAGUGCGACCGCCAGUCUGCGUAUGAUGUCAAAUGGUAAGGAUCAUCAUUUAGGUGGUGCGGGCGGUAUGUCCGGAACCGGUGGCCAGUCAGGAGGUGCGACUCGAACACGUUCAGCAGUGGACUAUCAUGGGCAUCCGAGUGGUGGUAGUAACGGUGAUGGAACGAGCGGUAGUAUGCAUCAGAGUUCGUCCUCCUCCCAUGGUUACCAUUCGUCUGGCGAGGAAGCAUCGUCCCCGGUGCGUUAUCAAAAGACAUCUUCCAUUGGUGGAGGUAGCAGAGAUGGACCAGGAAGUCAACAUAACCAUCGGAUGCUUGAUAAAAAUCACAUCGGUAAUCAAGGCAGUGGUUUAGGCUCUGGAACAGCAGGGGCAGGUGUUAAUGGGCCUGGAGGUACCCAUCCGUCGUCGUAUAGCGGUGGUGGCCCGGUGUCUAUGAAUGGUAGUACGCGUGGCGUUUACCCUGUGGCUGGAGGAAGUACAUCCAAUCACUACUCACAUUCUGGUAGCAGCGGAAUGAGUUAUUCGAACCGUGGACCCCCUCAUCACUCGGCAGGUGGACCAGGAGGAGGUUCUUCUUCACAGGGAGGUGGUCAGCAUAAUUCUUCCCAAACGAUGAGAUUCCGUCCUCCGCCACACAUGGGUCCAAGCCCGGGAGGAUCGAAUGCCAACGGUGGUGGAAAUUAUCACCCUGGCGGUCCAGGACUAGGUGCUUCGCUACCGCCGCAUCCCAAUAUGCAUCAUGAGAGUGGUGGUAAUGGUACCCAUCUUCCAGGCGCAUACCCUCAGCAACUUCCUGCCACACAACCAGCUGGCGGUCAUUUGCCUGGAGCACAUCAGAUCGAAGCACAUCACCAUCAUAGUCCGCUGGCUAACUCGGUGCACCAUCAACCACCGUACUUUGGUGGUGGUGAAUACCCCGAAGGUAAACACGGCACCGAACAUGGAUCACUGCACGGUCAGCCACAUCACCAUGGCCAUAAUCAUCCUUCGCAAACAAGACGACCGCCCAGCUACACCGGUUGGGACAGUCUUGCUAGUCCUACCCAUCAUCAUCUCGGGGGUGGACACCACGGAACAUCUGGCAAGGUAGGACCGUCAAGUCAUCAACAGCAGAGUGGCAAUUUCGGAAUGGCAGGACAUGCGGGACAACAGCCACAUCCAUCAGCGGGUAAUGCACCGUACGGCCCUGGUGGAAGCCCAAAGAAUGGACACACAAGCACCUCAACAGCGCCCAUGGGGUCAAAAUUCAUGGGUGGCAUGCAACAUCAGGCAGGUCAGCAGCAAAACUACCAUCACCAGAAAUUGGGACCACAGGUUCGUGACUACAAGGAAAAGCACCAGGGCAAUCGGGGACCGCAUCUAGUUCCACCACAUGGUCACGGUGGAAUGCCAUCGAUACCUUCCACCGGACCAACGUACCCUGCCGGACGUAAUGGCCCACAUCCACCUCCACCGUAUCUAACUUCCCCAUUGCCGAUGACGGGACCCAGCUCCGUGGACAAGAAUACUUCGGGUCCAGUACCGCCACCACCACCACCACCACAUCAUAACGGUUACAAUGGGUCACAGGCUGCUGCCUAUCAGCAUAAUCUUCAACAGCAACAGCACCAUCAGCAUCACCAUCAUGCCCAUCAUAUGCAUCAUGGUCCUGGGUCGUAUCAACCGCAUCGACAGGCAGUGGGUGAACCAUCCGGCUAUCUGCCCAAGAUGAUCUUCGAUACGCUCGGAACGACCGGUGGAGGAAAUAAAAAAUCGUACAACCAACAGCUGAUGAACCAACAUCUGAACGAAAUUGGCAUGCCAAACCCAGCAGCCGGUAAGGACAUGUUUAUUCGUUCCGAUUCGCUCCUCGCUGACGAGGACGCGCUCAUGGUGGCGGAGCAAGAGUUUAACAAUGCGGCCCAGUAUGGACCUAUCUCGCGCAUGAACCCGAUUGGUACGGAACGUAUCGAUCUGGGACUGACACCACGGAGCCACCCAAGACAGGCCAGUGUGCACCAGCGGGGUGGUGGACUGUGGUCCACCACCUCCUCGUCCUCGCUCGGAGACAACCCAUCACCCACGGGUGGUGGAAAUGGUAGUUCAUCCACUUCCUCACCGUUUUAUGCGGGCAGUAGCGGUGGCAUGAUCCCGCCUGCGAUACAGCAAAAUCAAAAGCACUCGAUACAGCCACCUCACCAUCCAUAUCAUGGCCAGCAUCAUCCAUCCUCAUCCUCCACCGUGCACGAGAAGAUGGCACCCGAACCGAACAACAACUCAAUUGACUUUGAUCUAUUGCGUGGUGAUAAAAAGACGCUAGAGUACGAUUCGUCAGUAGGUUUAGGGGAAUGUUGCGACACAGUCGCAACAUCGACUAGUGGUAGCAGUGCGUGCGUUGAGUCGGACUUCUUGCUACAAUCGUUGGUUUCGCAGACUGGACUAACGGGUGGUCGUUAUGGGCAGCAACAGCAGCAUCAUUUUCAUUCGAUGAUGUCGGAAAGGAGCAGUUCUGGGGAUGGGAUGGAUGGCAUGGGGAUGGGACAUCCACAACAACAUCCGUUGCAACAUCAACAACAACAGCUUUUGUCGAAAGUGUCCCAAUCGGAUCGUUGCAAUGGUGGAGGAUUGAAUGAUCGACUGGCUACUGGGGGAUCCGCAUUGUCUCCCGCCUGUACCAACGAUGAUCUUCGCAAGAUGAACGAUAUCAAGAGUCCACAAUCAUCGCUAUCGGGUAUUCAGUCACCCGCUAUGAUCUUGUCGGUGACAUCCGAUUCUUCCGUAUGUACGACACCACCGACUGGUGGGACCGCUGGUUCCAACGGUGGAACAUCCAUGUGGAACAAUCUGCUGGAGCUGUCCAGCUUCAAGCCACCUUCAGAUUCCAUGAACAACCCGAACGAUCAGGAUGGAGGCUUCAAUCCAAGUGGGCGAACCAACCAGAGCACACCAGGAUACCCGAUGGCAUUCGCGGCGCCAUCGUCCACCUUUAUACGCUCGUCAGAACAAUACAAGCUCCCGAAAAUGCUAAUGGAUUCUGCUACAGGUCAACAGCAACCGCAACAAGGUUUAGGUGAUGUUGUUCGUUUUCACGAAAUGAUAAACAGCAGCCAGCCAGCAUCGCCCAGCUGUUUGAGCGAUCGUGUAACUAGCGAUGACCAACGCAAACUGAACACGUUCAAGGAACUAAGCGAACUAAGGAUCCAAUCAUCUUCUGUUGGGGGAAUUACACCUUCGGGGAUUCUUACCUCCGUGACGGCAUCGUCCUCUCCCUCGGUCGUGUCGUCUGCCGGAGGUUCUGAUGGUGGUUUAUCUCUGCACGUCGAUCAGUCGGCAUCGUCCUUGUGGAACAAUUUGCUUGAUCUUCCCAGCCUCAAACCAUCGCCACUGUCCACGAUCUCAUCGGUGUCGGGAGUCGGUUUGGAACAAUCAUCUUCCAACGAUCCGCUGAUCGGUUGUCACACCGGAAACACCAGCAUCAGUGCACUGUUAAAUAGCAGCAACGGUAGUAGCUGCGAGGAUUCGUACGAAGCUGGCAUAGCGGACGAUAUGCGUUUGCUGGAGAUGAGUCUUGAGUCGGUGUUGCAGAUCGAUGAGAACGGGAUAUAA
Anopheles marshallii is the source of this 5407-nucleotide messenger RNA. RefSeq lists its product as uncharacterized. Lineage: Eukaryota; Metazoa; Arthropoda; Insecta; Diptera; Culicidae. Bases 77 to 5407 code for a protein of 1776 amino acids. Gene Ontology annotation, molecular function: metal ion binding. The transcript is spliced from 5 exons. The record is from RefSeq and is a predicted model, not a curated record.